CAGACGUGGGGUAGAGCUACUGCUCUUGCUGUGCUGCCUGUGAAAUACCUAAGUCUGCGUGGUGCUGAGGGGGUCUGGAGCAGGGGUCACCGCUAAUCGCAGAGCAGAACAGAGAGAGAGAGAGAGAGCGCACAGUUAGAAGCAGGUGAGAGAGAGAGAGCAGAUAGAAGCAGGGAAGAGAGAGAGAGAAGCAGGGAAGAGUGAGAGAGAGAGAGCAGAUAGAAGCAGGGAAGAGAGUGAGAGAGAGCAGAUAGAAGCAGGGAAAGAGAGAGAGCAGAUAGAAGCAGGGAAGAGAGUGGAGCAUGAGAGCUGAUCUGUGAACAUACUGGAGAACAUACUUAAGUUUUUAGUCGGUAGUUGGAGCAUCAAGACAGGAUGGCUGUCCUGCGUCUGUGCAGUCUGCUGCUGCUGCUCAUGGCUCCUGUUCAUGGCCAAUGGUGGAGUGUGCUCUGGGGGAAUGCACAGGAGAUGACCACACAGCCCCCCACCACCGAGGUCCUCACCACCACCAAGGUAUUUUGGACAAUGGAAAGGACAGAGGUGGGCCAGGUGGGGACCCAGACAGAGGUGUACACUACUGCACCUGUUCAGGGUACACCUCUACAGAGCGCACAUGAGCCCGCAGGUGCUGGAACAACAGAGAUCAAGCCCAAGGCUAAGAAAAUACCUCUGAAAAUGUGGAAGAGUCGUGAGCUUGGCUCUACAGGCCACCUAGACCUGACUGAGUUGAUCGGAGUGCCGCUCCCUCCCUCUGUCUCGUAUACCACCGGCUAUGAGGGCUUCCGGCCGGCCUACAACUUCGGUCCCGGCGCCAACAUCGGACGCCUCACCAAGACCUUCAUGCCCGACCCUUUCUUCAGGGACUUUGCCAUCAUCGUCACCAUCAGGCCCAGCAGCAACCAGGGAGGGGUGCUGUUCGCCAUCACUGAUGCCCAGCAGAGGGUGGUGCAGCUGGGGCUGGCGCUGACAGCCGUGGAGGAUCAGACUCAGAGGAUUCAGCUGUACUACACCGAGGGGGGCCAGGAGUCCUCACACAGCCAGCAGGUGGUGUCUUUCAAGGUGCCUGAUAUGACCAAAAAGUGGACAAUAUUCACUCUGUCAGUGCAGGACCAGGAAGUGUGCCUCUAUAUGAACUGUGAUGACUUCCAAGCAGAGACCUUCCACAGGAGCAGCCGCCAGCUCAGCUUUGAGCCCAGCUCAGGCAUCUUUGUGGGCAACGCUGGAGGGACUGGCCUGGAGAGGUUUGUGGGCUAUAUCCAGCAGCUGGUGAUCAAAUCAGACCCCAGGGCUGCAGAGGAGCAGUGUGAGGAAGAUGAUCCCUAUGCUUCUGGAGAUGGGAGUGGGGACGAAACGAUGAAUGACAUGAAACGAAGAAAGGAAACAGCAAGGCCAGAGGACAUGCUGAGCGGGCCUGUGCGAGCCCCGCCCACAGAGUCUCCGGAGGUGGAGCUAGAUGAGUAUUCAGGACACCUGACCCCCACAGAGGAGGCCCAUCAGGAGAUGCAUCUCAGAGGUGGGGAAGGACCCCACCAGACAGAGGAGCCAGAGAUGUCAGGGGAUGGUGGACCUCUUAGCCACAGACUGAAAGGAGAGCGAGGAGAGCCUGGGCCUAUAGGUCCUGCUGGUCCCCGUGGCCCCCCUGGCCCCCCCACUCUCUCUGAGGGUAGAAGGUCUGGGCACCACCAGCCAGGACCCAGGGGCCCUCUGGGGCCUUCAGGGCCAACAGGGGCCCCUGGGGUGCCAGGGAAGGACGGCCAGCUGGGAAGCAAGGGUGAAGAUGGAGAUCCAGGACAGAGAGGACCUCAAGGUUUCCCAGGUUUGGCAGGGGAGGUUGGAGUCAAAGGAGACAAGGGGGACCCAGGAGCAGGACUACCAGGGCCUCCAGGCCCCCCUGGACCUCUCGGACCCCUCAGAUCACACAGUGUGCCAUAUGGAGAGGAUGCACUCGGCUCUGGUUUUGGAGACCUUGACAAUACAGAAUUGAUCAGAGGUCCUCCUGGCCCUCCAGGUCAACCUGGCCCCCCAGGACCCACCAGUCCCUUCAAUGCCUCGGAAGGCCUGUUCACUGGACAACCAGGUCCUCCUGGCAGAUAUGGCCUUGUUGGGAAACCUGGACCUCCGGGUCAACCUGGUCUGGAUGGGGAUGUUGGGCCGACGGGGCCUAAAGGUCUGAAGGGUGAACAAGGACGAGUUGGACCGAAGGGUGAACCAGGUGACCAAGGGUUGGCAGGAGCUACAGGGCUGAGGGGACCAGAGGGGAAGAGGGGCAACACUGGCCCUCGCGGGCUGCCUGGCCCCCCCGGACCCCCAGGAGCAGGAUUGUUUGUCGAGGAUAUGGAGGGGUCUGGGAAGAAUGACAUGCUCCUUGGCGUAGGACUCAAAGGCCCUCAGGGACCUCCUGGUCUUCCUGGCUCUGCAGGACCAAAGGGUGAAGAUGGGAAGGAUGGGGCUCCUGGGUUGUCAGUGAAGGGUGAGCCUGGUGCUCCUGGCCCUGAGGGACUCCAAGGGCUAGCUGGACUUCCUGGCGCCAGGGGAUUGAAAGGAGACAAAGGCGAUCCAGGACCAAAGGGAGAGUGUGGUCCUGAUGGACACAGUGUACCUGGUUCUCCUGGUCCUCCCGGCUCUCCAGGUCCCAUCAUCAAUCUGCAGGAUCUCCUCCUGAACGACACAGAGGGCAUGUUUCAUCAGAUCCGUGGGCCCCCUGGCCCGAUGGGCCCCGAAGGAGAGCCUGGCAGAGCAGGAUUCCCUGGCCCAAGAGGACCAAAGGGUGACAUUGGGCUUCCUGGUCUUCACGGUCCACCAGGAAUGAAGGGUGCGAAGGGGGAUUCUGGUGUCACGAUCGCUGCAGACGGCACUGUGUUGACAGGUGUCAGGGGCCCUCAGGGACCAAAAGGAAUAAAGGGUGAGCGUGGGUUCCCUGGAGUUGCUGGUAUCAUGGGACCAAUCGGACCAACCGGACAAAAAGGAGAAUACGGGUUCCCUGGUCGACCGGGACGACCUGGAAUGGCAGGGAAGAAGGGAGACAAGGGUGAUGCCAUUGGUCAACCAGGACUUCCUGGUCCUCCUGGCCCUCCCGGUCCCCCAGGACCAGUAAUAGGACUCAAUGGAACAGUUUUUCCGGUCCGUCCCCGACCGUUCUGCAAAACACCAGUGAAUGGCAGCAGGGGAUCAUCACAAGGUAGCAGGAGAGGAAACAGAGGUGCUAAAGGAGAAAAGGGAGAGGUUGGACUGCCUGGAACACCUGGAGAACCAGAUGGUGUUCUUCCCGAAGGCUUUGUGGGAGAAAAAGGGGACGUGGGCUAUGAAGGAAUGAAAGGAGAGAAGGGUGACGCUGGGUUGCCUGGCCCACCAGGUCUUCCUGGGAGAUCAGGCCUUGUGGGUCCAAAAGGUGAAUCCAUUGUUGGCGCCCCUGGUCAUCCUGGAGCUCCUGGUGAACCAGGAGUUCCUGGCAUUGGACGACCAGGCACUCGGGGGCCCCCUGGCCCAACUGGACCCCCUGGACCACCCCCUGUCUAUGCCUCAGCUGUGAGUAUUCCUGGCCCACCUGGGCCUCCUGGUCCUCCUGGGAUUACUGGCUAUGAAAAUCUGGUGACCACAUACAGGAACACCAUCACUCUGAUGAGGGAGAGCCACCGUGCUGCAGAGGGAUCCAUGGCCUACGUCUCAGACAAGGGAGAACUCUAUGUUAGAGCCAGAGAUGGCUGGCGCAAGGUUCAGCUUGGUGAGCUGAUCCCUGUCCCAGCAGAGACCCCAUCCUCCGCAUUGUCCCAGGCCCUGAGCAGACCAGAUCGUAGCAGACCACACAGGCAGGAACUAGUUGGAACUAGCUACAUGCCCAACUAUAAUGUCCUACCUCAUAUGGUUCACUCAGUACCGGGGCUGCACUUGGUGGCCCUAAACGCUCCGUUCUCUGGGGACAUGCGUGGCAUCCGGGGGGCAGAUUUCCAGUGCUACCAGCAGGCCCGCACCAUGGGCCUCACCGCUACCUACAGAGCCUUCAUGUCCUCACACCUCCAGGACCUGGCAACCAUCGUCAAGAAGGGAGAUCGCUACAGCAUGCCCGUCAUCAACCUCAAGGGAGAGGUGCUCUAUGGCAGCUGGAUGAACAUCUUCUCUGGGAAUGGAGGUGUGUUGGACCCAUCAAUCCCCAUCUACUCCUUUGACGGACGGAACGUCAUGACGGACCCCACUUGGCCUCAGAAGCUGGUGUGGCAUGGCUCCAGCACGGUGGGAAUCCGUAUGACCACUAACUACUGCGAGGCGUGGCGGGCAGGUGACAUGGCAGUGACGGGCCAGGCCUCUCUCCUCCAAACAGGCAGACUGCUGGGCCAACACACCCGCAGCUGCUCCAACCGCUUCGUAGUGCUGUGUAUCGAGAACAGCUACACUGACCACAGAAGGUCUAAUUAACCUCAACAUACACAUCUAGUAUACACACUCUCUCUCAUACACACACACAAAACUAGAUCUCAUUCAUGUUUUCAUGAAGAGCAUGUAAAACUAAGCUAUUGACACAUGUUCAAGCAAAUCCAGUACACACAAACAAACACACACCUCUCAUUGACAGCAAACAUCCAUGUGGACCACACAAUAAACUCCCUCCCUCCCUCCACACACACACCACACACACACACACGUCUCCUAUUAACAAAUAGCAGUUAUGUGCUGGACCACGAGGCAUUUUUACACUAUUUCAUACUGACCACAGAUGAAACUCCCCACUUCAUUAACCUCUCAUUAUUAACCUUCCAUCAACACAGCAUCACCGCUUUGCACUUGUCCCUAAUCUAAGUUUUCCUGUCCCUUUAAGAGAAGUGUAAAUAUAAUGUAAAUUGCUUCCUGUCAAAAGCACUGCAUAACUCCAAUUCACUUUGUGUUUAAAUUGACUGAAUAAGGAAUGCCAAAGAUCUGGUAAUCAGCAACCAACUGACUAACACACUGUUUCUGCUGAAGUAAUCAUUAACACAUUUUUUUUGUUGGUUUGCUCAAUUUAGUCUUAUUCUUAAGUGCCCAGUAGAGUAGUUUGCAUAGAGGCAACAACAGUUCUAACCUUUUGUGGAUUACUGUAUCAGUCCCCAAAACAAUGUGAUGAUAUGAUGAAAUUAGGACAACUGGUCUUUUCUGUUUUUCUGUGAUAUAAAUGUAUAAUAAAAUACUUGGAUGUUUUCAGACAAGGGACCUUUUUUUCCUCUUUAGGCCUUGAAGUCAUUUCGAUGCACUGUGAGUUGAUUUGAAUAGUUUGGGAUGUUUCCAUAGCCAUGAAGGCUUUUUUGUCUGUGAAAAUUGUUAAGGGUUUUUCUGUUGCGAGUGAUAACUUUUUCUUAAUAUUUAAGUUUAAUUCUAUGUUUUACAUUUUUUAUUUAUACUGUAACAGCACAUCAUCUUAAAUCUAGCAAAACAUAGCUUCACAUUCAAAUGAAAUGAAAUUGAAACACUACACGUGCUAUCUAACCUGAAAGUUAUUUUUGUACGGUAUUCUACUAAUUGACUAACUGUAGAUGUACUUUCAACAAAUAUAUAAUCAAGAGCUAGAUAUUUUAAUGGCUGGGGAAAUGAUAGGAACAGUAUCAACUCUAGAGCGCAAAGUAUUUUUAUAUGUUGAUUCAUUUCACAGACGUGAUAGGCUAUAUUUUUACAGUCAGGAAGAUUGUCUUUUUUAAAUUGGAAAGAAAAUGUUUGACUGUCAUUCAGAGAAAUACAAUGUUUGUACUCAUUGACUGUUGCUCAGUGAAUAAAUUUUUUUUUUAAAAGACUGUUA
Molecule: messenger RNA, 5758 nt
Organism: Oncorhynchus nerka (sockeye salmon)
Lineage: Eukaryota; Metazoa; Chordata; Actinopteri; Salmoniformes; Salmonidae
Product: collagen alpha-1(XV) chain-like
Exons: 42
Coding region: 376-4410 (1344 amino acids)
Biological process (GO): extracellular matrix organization
Molecular function (GO): extracellular matrix structural constituent conferring tensile strength
Source: RefSeq, a predicted model, not a curated record